AUUAAAAUGACGUGUCGUCUGUCGAAUGCUCGAAUCCAAAACAUACCAUGUGUACUUUUUAAAUUUCAAUUUUUACAUAAUUUACAAGAUCUUGUAUGAAAAGGGGCAGAGUACAUAACUAACUGCGAUUGUGAUGAAGUAAAGUUAUUUAUUUUAUUUAUAUCUUAUGUUUUUAAAACAACCAUAAUGCAAGGCAGUACCAAAUUUAUGGUUUGUGCAGCUGGUAUAUUUGUGUGUUACUUUUACUUUGGAAUUCUACAAGAAAAAAUUACCAGAGGAAAGUACAGUAAUGACGAAGUUAGUGAGAACGGUGCAAUACGAAAGGUGGACGAACGAUUCACUUGUGCGCUUGCUUUAGUUUUUGUUCAAUGCCUAGUUAAUUAUUUUUUUGCAAAAGGCAUGCUAUAUGUCAAACCUCACGGAGAAGACACAACACCAACAAUAUACUGUGCGAGUUCAGCAUUAACGUAUUUGUUGGCUAUGGUGUGCUCAUACAUGGCGCUUCAGUGGGUGGCUUUUCCUACUCAGGUUGUGGGAAAGGCAGGAAAACCCAUUCCUGUAAUGGUACUAGGUGUUCUAAUUGGAAGAAAAUCGUAUCCCCUUAAAAAGUAUGUGUUUGUUCUGAUGAUUGUAAUUGGAGUCAUAUUGUUUAUGUAUAAAGAUAAAGCUGGUAGUAAGAAAGUUGAUGGAUUUGGGUUGGGAGAGUUAUUAAUAUUGUUAUCUUUGACAAUGGACGGCCUUACAGGGGCUGUUCAGGAACGUAUAAAGGCCGAAGCUAAACCAACUGCACAACAAAUGAUGUCUGGAAUGAACAAAUUUGCUUGCAUAUUUGUUGUGGUUCCAAUUUUAUUAUCGGGCGAAUUGAUAAAGUUUAUUGAAUUUGUUACGCGGCAUCCAACCGUGUUAAGUAAUAUACUUCUGUUAGCGUUAGCUGGAGCUUUGGGGCAACUUUUCAUAUUUUUAACUGUAACCGAGUUUGGACCAUUACCUUGUUCGGUGAUAACCACUACUAGGAAGUUUUUCACUGUUUUAGGAUCUGUUCUUAUUUUUGGAAAUGUGUUAACUGUGCGGCAGUGGAUUGGUGCUAUUAUUGUAUUUACAGGGUUAUUCUUGGAUGUUUUCUUUUCUAAAGGAGCUCCGAAAAAAAAGUAACAAUAAAACAAUAAAUAUUUCCUUGUCACAAAAGAAUGAGCACUCAACAAAUAUUGAAGCAUGAGCAUGAGCAUUAUUGCGUAGCAAGGAGUGUGUUGGCAACUACAAGUAAAACUAGUAGGUUGACAACAAUCUUAUCACUGGUAAAAUUACAUUUUGGUAUUUCACAUUCACAAUAUUGUUGUGUAAAUAAGUACCUGAAGUACUGUGAGUGAAUCUAUUAUAUUAAAUGGACAAUAUUUA
This is a messenger RNA of Photinus pyralis (common eastern firefly), 1395 nucleotides long. RefSeq names its product solute carrier family 35 member B1 homolog (gene meigo). Lineage: Eukaryota; Metazoa; Arthropoda; Insecta; Coleoptera; Lampyridae. The coding region runs from base 187 to 1152 and encodes 321 amino acids. Gene Ontology annotation, biological process: UDP-galactose transmembrane transport. The record is from RefSeq and is a predicted model, not a curated record. Gene Ontology annotation, cellular component: Golgi membrane; endoplasmic reticulum membrane. Gene Ontology annotation, molecular function: UDP-galactose transmembrane transporter activity; UDP-glucose transmembrane transporter activity. The transcript has 3 exons.